AACUGAACCUUAUCUCUUACCUCUCUUCAACUUCCAUCAUCGUCAAAUUUGUCAAUCGUAGUGGUCGACAUCAUGGAGAAUUGAGUUGCUGAGGUCCCUAGGGUCCUCCCCUUCUCAAUACGUUUUUCUUACCUGCGUACAAUUACCAUGGAAUCUACCGAGGAACUACAGCAGAACGAAAUAACUGCAGUGAAAUCCAUCUACGCCGAAGAUUACAUCGAAACACCACCACCAAAGGCUUGGAAGGGCGCAGCGCGUCUUCCAGAAUUCAUUAUCCGAGUCACACAUCCCAAUCCCGAUUAUGUGCAGAAGAUUUUUUUUCAUUUCCAUAUAACGUUUCCAAAGACGUAUCCCACCAUCCAGCCGCUAAUCUAUAAUGUCCGCGAACCGAUAGUAGGAUUGACGAAGAAUGAUCUGGCGCAGUUGGCUGUCGUUCAACAGCAGGUAGUAAAAUUGCUUAAAGGCUCCGAAAUGGUUAUGGAGUUGGUAACUGCCUGUCAAGACUGGAUGGGGGAGAAUGUUAAGCCUCCCGUUGAAGCCCCAGGGUCUCUUGCCUUCCAAAUGAAUCAGCGGGCUGAAGAUGAAGAGAAGGCUCGAAGAUUGAAAGCUGAAGCAGAAGCUCGAAGGGAGAAGGAGAAGGCUCUCAAACUUGCUGAAGAGCUUCGGCUUGAAGCAGACGCACAGAAGCAGAUGUGGGCUCAAGAGAAGAAGACGCGUCGGCGAGCACCCUCGGACGCUACUACCGUUGUCGGCGACACCUUGACGGAGACGUUCAAUGACAACAUGGAAAUGGACGGCGUACAGUUCAACUCAAUCAAGUACUACCACCCUCGAAAUGAUGGUCUAGGAGUAACCUACGCAGCUGAUCCUAUCUGUGACGACUUCUCUGCCUCGUUGCCGCUUCAACUUCACGUCAUCACCUUCGAGACUCCGUACUACGCUUCGAAUCAAGGAAUCAAGAAGCUUAAACAAGUAGAAGGCGAGAUUCGUAGAUCGACAACUAUUCGCCAUGAUAACGUCGUUCGCGUAUUGGGUGUCAAGUUGGUUACGCACAAGAUUGGGAAUUCUUCUCAGCUGUUCAUUUUAUCGGAACAACCACCAGCUCUUACUCUUUACGACGUUUUAGAUGAUUGUGUCUCUUUGCGAGAGGAUCGUGUUACGGAUUACCUUGCACAAAUCUUGUCGGGGCUGCAUGCAAUCCACGCUAGUGAUCUCGUUCAUCGAGGUAUUAGUGCUCGUGUGAUCGGUUUAGCUUCACGAGACUUCCCCGCCAACUCGAAGCAGGUCAAGCUGUUCAAAGUCGCCUUCUAUACUCGUUUACUAGAUCUUCAUAAAUCCGAUGCCUUCAGACCCGAUAUGACGGUUCAUCACGAUGAUAUUCCAACCCCCGAUGCGUGGUUAUCGGUCGAUGUGCGGAAUGAAUCUUCGCUUCUAUAUACCCGCUCUCGAGAUAUACACGACACUGGAAUUGUAUUUCUUCAAAUGCUUUUGGGUCUAGAUGUCGUUCAUCGGUAUACGGAUGCUCAUGCGGCUAUCACUUCAGCAACGUUUUUCCCUGCCCUUCAACGCCAUGCUUUCAGCAUGUUACUUCCCACUAAGAAAAACCACGUCACGUGCCUCUCCUUGUUGGCGGAACUAGCAUCGACGACUGUGCAUCCCGCAUCUCGCAGUCCCCUUAUUCCGAUGGCAGGCCCCAAGUCACCGAAUUUAGCAGCGCCAAACCCAGGUACCUCGCCUGAAAUGGAUUACUUCCGAACUGCAAUGCAAGCGAGGCAAUCGAGUCGCUGGAAAGGGGACUGGGAGGAGCUCGAGUUGCUAGGCAAAGGUGCUUUUGGAUCGGUUGUGAAAGCUCGGAAUAAGUUUGAUAAUAGGAUAUACGCCGUCAAGAAGAUUCGAUUGAGAACUAUGAAAAGCGACGCGCGUAUAUUUCGAGAAGUCAAUGCUCUCAGCCGUCUUUCACAUCGGUUUAUUGUCCGGUACUUCACGACAUGGUUCGAAACAUCUCAACAGCUCACCAACGGUCAUUCGGAUGAUGAUUCCGAUUCCGAUUCCGAUAAUGAUAACGACGACGAUCCAACGACAGAUGCACUAACAUCCGUUCCUUCCAGUCGGGAAGUCACUACGAGCCUGGAUGAUGGGAUUAUCUUCAAUUUAGACGAUCUGGACGAUCCCGGGGCUUCAAGAGGCUCUUUCCCAAGCAUCCAUUUCAAUCGAUCCACGGACUCAAGGGGAGCAGGGGAAGAUACGGAUAGCGGAUCUGAUGACGCUGAAGCGUUGGAGAAUCUGUUUGGGCAACAACUCGGGCAAGGUCAUCGGAAUGGGACGCCUGCCCAGCCGAAUCCGCCUGCACCGCUGAUUCAGAGGACGCUGUAUAUUCAGAUGGAAUUCGUUGAACGACAGACAUUGAAGGAACGGAUCGAUGAAGGGUUGACGGAGAGCGAGGCGUGGCGGCUCUUUCAACAGAUUGUAGACGCGUUGGUUCAUAUGUCGUCUCUUGGAAUUCUUCACCGGGAUAUCAAGCUUACAAACAUUUUCAUCGACGGGAACGGAGACUGUAAAGUCGGCGACUUUGGUCUGGCGACGUCUAGUUUGGCUGCUGUGGAUCCUUCAGAUGUGUCACCGCGUGCUGUGAUACCGAGUGGAGAGAUGACUCUGGACGUCGGAACUCGAUUAUACAUUGCUCCAGAGGUACAAACGCGGCGACGAGGGCCUACCAAUCACACCAAAGCGGACAUGUACAGUCUGGGUAUCGUGUUCUUUGAAAUGAACUUCACAUUCUCAACCGCUUCGGAACGGAUUUUUGUCUUGGAGCAUCUCAGAAAACCAGAGAUCCUAUUUCCCGAUAGCUGGAAUCCUAAUCUUUCUCGUCAACGUCAAAUUAUUACCUGGCUGUUACAACACGAGCCUGACGCUCGGCCUACGGCCCUCGAGCUUUCGCAAAGCAAUUUAUUACCAGCAAGACUGGAAGAUGAAUAUUUCAAAGGAGCUCUACGUAUGAUGACUAAACCCGACUCUCCUCACCACCAAGCCGUGUUAUCCUCGCUUUUCAGUCAGACGCCACGCCCUACUCGUGGAAUUCUGUACGACGCCGAAAUGCCCGAUGCUAUACCUUACUUCAAAAUGGUCGUGGAACGAUUAGAAACUAUCUUCAGAAUGCGUGGGGCUGUCGAUUCCGAACCACCGUUGUUACUCCCCGUUACUUCUGAGGACACCCAAGAACAACCGACUUUCAUCGAUCGACAUGGUGAUCUUGUCGCGUUGAGCAAUAACCUGCUCGUACCCUUUGCGAGGCUCGCGGCCAGGAUGGGCACGAGGAGAAUCAAGAGGUAUCAUGUUGGGGAUGUUUAUCGUGCAGUACCUACAGCUGGACAUCCUAAGACGAGAAAGAUGGGGAUCUUUGAUAUCAUAACUCCAGAUCUAUCAGCUGGCCCCGCCGCCUCAGCUGCUGAAGUUCUCGCUGUGGCGAAUGAUUGGCUUGAUAAUUUUCCGACGCUUGAUAAUAUGUUUUCAAUUCAUAUCUCUCAUUCCAACAUCAUGUCUCAUAUCCUCGCUCGGAUUCCGGAAGACAAGCUAGGCUCCACGCUAGAUAUCUUACAGCAACACAAGACUUCACCUUCUCAAAAGCGAUCGGAGUUAUUGAGGAAGCAGUUACCUAGGAGUUUGGUUGAUGAACUUGAGGUUCUCUAUGAUGCUGACGACGAUAUCGAUGAUUUCGUGGAUCGAAUGGAAAAAGUCAACCCGUUGUUGGCGGGGAAGAUUCAAUCAGCCGUUGAGGAAAUCCGAAACACCCUUCGGCAUGCGGGAUAUUUGGGCAUAAUGAGGCCCAUCGUGUUCAGACCCAUGAUGCUGGAAAGUCACCGGCUGGGACUUUAUAAGGAUGGUGUGUUGAUUGAGGUUGUGCGGAAGAAUAAACAUCAUGAGAUGUUGGCUGUUGGUGGAAGAUAUGACCACCUCAUCUCCCGCUUUGCCUCCCCAAAACUGAAACUAGCCUCAUCUUCUGAGCAAGGAAUCUUUGCCUAUGGAAUCCAAAUUUCUGUCGACAGAGUCGUUUGGGCCGUAUCCGCCUUCCAAGGAUCCACAUUCAAAUCCCUACUCACUGAAAAGCAUUCGUUUGGGUAUUGGACGCCACGGAGGUGUGAUGUUUACGUCGUGUCGUAUCAGGAAGGGUAUCUUCAAGACCGAUUGGAAGUUGUCGCUCAGCUAUGGCAGAAUGGGAUUAGCGCCGAUUUGAUUUAUGAAUCUGCGGUUCAGGAGACAGAUCCGCAGGAGGUUACGGAGACAUGUUUGAGGGAAGGCGUGUUAUUCAGCGUUUAUCCUCGUCCACGGUCAGCAAGGCGCGAUCAAGCUGCGUUUAGGGUGAAGAGUAUCCUUCGUGGUACGGAGUACGAUGUAACCAAACAAGACCUAGUAUCCUGGCUACAACACGAAAUCUUCGAGCAAAAACGGCUAGACAUGACAACUGCCGAAGCACCUCUCUUCUCUCGUGGGACCAGCGAAGUCGCCGUUGUCGGUCCUCCCAACUACAACAACCCUGGCAGUUCGGAUUUGCAGUUGAUAUUGCCGACUGAUAUGAAGAAGCGAGGGAAGCAGGUCAAGAGUCUCUUCUUGGAUCGAGCGUACGACACGGUUAUGCAGUUGAGAGCAGCAUUCGUCCGUCAGCCAGCAGGCACAUCCUCCGGGCAAGGACCAGGGGUUCCUGUCAUAGCUCUGGACGUAUCACCAUCCUUGUUUAACUCCUUAACGGCGUCAGCCGGAUGGGCAACAGAUGAGGAGGCGUUCAAAGCUCUACAAGGAGAGUUCAUAACUUCUGCUUAUGCCCAACAAGUCCGGGAAGCUGUUGCGAGGAAGAUAGCGGAUGGGUGUAGUUGGGUACUGUUUUUCGUGGUCAAGGAUGAGAGGGUUGGGGUGUUGAAGGUGUAAAAGCGUGUGUUGUUCCAUAGGUUCCGUAUUUGCAUUGUUUCUUUCUUCUUUUUCCUCUUUGCUCUUCCUUUACUCAUUUAUGACCAGUUAUGACUAUGAUUGCAACAUUUUUCUUUUCCUCCUGUCAUGCGAAUUUCCAAUUGUUCCUCUACUCACAUAAAUCUGUAGCAUUAUCCACACCCCCAACUCAUUACCUAUACAGCUCGACAAGAUGCAAUCUGUAAAUUAUCAUCAACCUGCGAAAUAUAACUCAGUUACCCAUACC
Molecule: messenger RNA, 5185 nt
Organism: Marasmius oreades (fairy-ring Marasmius)
Lineage: Eukaryota; Fungi; Basidiomycota; Agaricomycetes; Agaricales; Marasmiaceae
Exons: 26
Coding region: 148-4920 (1590 amino acids)
Biological process (GO): regulation of translational initiation by eIF2 alpha phosphorylation; DNA damage checkpoint signaling
Cellular component (GO): cytosol
Molecular function (GO): eukaryotic translation initiation factor 2alpha kinase activity; ATP binding; protein binding
Source: RefSeq, a predicted model, not a curated record